Molecule: messenger RNA, 4380 nt
Organism: Phascolarctos cinereus (koala)
Lineage: Eukaryota; Metazoa; Chordata; Mammalia; Diprotodontia; Phascolarctidae
Gene: EMILIN3
Product: elastin microfibril interfacer 3
Cellular component (GO): extracellular matrix
Molecular function (GO): protein binding
Source: RefSeq, a predicted model, not a curated record
AUUCAAGGGGUUCAGGCUCUCUGGGAGGAGGGGGCUGGGGAGCCCUGCUGGGCUUCUGUCUCCUCAGGACAUUCUCCGCUACCGAUUUGGGCUUGCUCUUUUGGAGACCAAACUCAGGCCCACACUUCCCAAGCGAUUCUGCCUGCGCUGGACCGAGGCAGGCGGGCAGUAAGACAGAGAGGGAGCAGCCGCAUCAGUGCCAAGCCCCUAGCUUGUGGGCCGGGGGGCGGCGGGGAUGGGGAUGGGGCCCCCGGACCAGGAAGCGCGCUGGCUUCGGUUCUGGCUGUGCGCCUGGACACUGAUCUCCUGCGCUCAGGCGAAGGGGACCUACUUUCCCCGGCCCGGCCCGGCCGGCGGUCGCCGCUACAACCUGUACACGACGGGAUCCAGCCCGCGGCUCCGCGAGGGGCAGCACAACAUGCUCUGUGCUUAUGUGGUCCAGAAGAACGUGACAUGCAUUUUGCAGGAUGGGGCUGAGAGCUACAUCAAGGCGGAGUAUCACAAGUGCAGCUGGGGCCCCAAAUGCCCAGGAACUGUGGUGUACCGCACCCUCCUUAGACCCAAAUACAAGAUUGGCUACAAGACCAUCACAGAGCUGGCCUGGCGUUGCUGCCAGGGCCUGGCAGGAGACGGCUGCUCUGAUCCUCUCCCUGACUCAGGAACUCUUCUACCUCAGCCACGCCCCCAGACUCCCUCUGGGCAGAAGCCAUUUCCUGGCCCCAGAGUGCCUCCUUAUGCCAGACUGCCCACCAGCCCCUUUCCAGGACCAAAGAGCCAUCCCUAUGGUAGGAAAGGCCCUGGGCUGUUUGGUGAAAGGCUUGCUCGGCUGGAGGGCGAUGUCCAACGCCUCAUGCAGUCCUAUGGUACCCUCAGUGGACUUGUGGCUGGGCUGGGAGACCACUUACAGCUGACUGUUCAUGAGGACAACAGCAGGAUGACCGGAGCCCUGGGAAAUCCCCCCACUGCUCCAGAUGCCUCCGUGGGCUUUGGAAUCAUUCCUGGUGGAGUUGUGGAUCCUGCAGACAAAGCAGGGGGCCCAUUCCCAACACUAGGGGAGAUCCUGACCAAGGUGACAGAGGUAAGUGAUGUCCUCAAGACCAAGACCAGCCUGCUCGAAGAAGUUCACAGCCUGGUCCUGGGUCAUGAUACACAGAUAAAACACCUAUUGGAGGGAUCCCGGCCAUCCCCCCUCACCUCCCUGACCCUGCUGGAGGAAUACAUUGACCAGAGACUGAGCCAUCUCUGGGGUGACCUGCUGGACGGCUUUGAGAAGAAACUGCUCGACCUGCAGACCACGUGUGACUUCCGCAUCAAGGAGAUGCAGCAGCAGUGUGAGGAGGAGAAGGCCACUAGCCUCAGGCUCCAGCAGAGCCUGGAUGGCAAGGAGCUGGAGAUCAAAAAAGAACUCUCACUGCUGGAGACGCAGAUCCAGGGGCUGACGAUGGCGGAGGACUGCUGCAGUCACUUAACUUUUGUCACUGAAAGGAUGGACAUCCUUGAGAAGGGUCUGCACACCCUUGCUGAAGCUCAGAGGAGUGAGGCCUCCCAGUUAGAUGGGGAAAUGAGCCCAAUCUCCACCACCAUCCUGGACAACUUUGUUGACCAGCGGUUAGAAAACCUGGAGGCCAGGCUUAAUGCUACAGAGGGAGGGGCGGGUGGCUGUUGCCAAGAUCUAGAAGAAAGCAUGAAGGGCUUGGUAGGCUCUGAGCUAGACGGCAUCAGAACCACCAUGGAGGAUAGAAUGCAGACCAUAGAGGAUCGGUUCAUGACCAUUGUAGGUGAGUUGGGAAACACCAGCACCCUGCGAUCUAUGGAAGGUGCCACCCUGCCCUUGGUGGGGAUGGAUUUGGCCAACACCCGGCAGCAGACCAUCCGGGAGCUGGCUGUGGUGGAGAGCAGGCUCACCUCUCUGGAGAGCUCAUGUUCUGCUGGCUCCGCAUCUAAAGAUAUGGAGACCCUCACCACAGAAGUCAAAGAAUGUCAGAGCAAGAGCAGAGCCCUGUUGCUCCAGGUUGACAGCAAUGCCGACCUCCUUCAGAAGCUCAAUGCCACUGUCUCUGAAAUCCAGAGACAGCUGGAGGAAGCAGUGACCAACUCUCUCCAAGGAGAAAUUACUCUGCUCAAGAUUAACCUUAACACUGUCAGCAAAUCCCUCACUGGCCUCAAAGACUCAGUCAGUCAGUACUCAGACACUGUCUUGUACGUCAACUCCUCACUGGAUGAACGGGAGCGGAGAGUGGAGGAUGAGGUCCACUCAAUCCAAGCCAAGGUGAAUGAUCAGGGAUCCAGGCUUCUGGUGAAUAACAAGCAGGUCAUGAACCUCAAGGGGGACUUGGAGAGGUUCAAAGCCAGGAUUGCUGGUGACCUGAGCAGUUGCCAAGAGGCAGCGAGGAAAGUGCAGCAGGAGGUGGGCCACUUUGAGCAGCGGGUGGCCCAGGUAGAGAACACAUGUGGGAAGCUUGGCCUUCUCACUGGAGGCCUGGACGGUCUUCAGGAUGAGGUCCUGAGACGGGUAGGGGGGUUGUGGGGUCACAUGGACCACCUGAACAGAACCUUGGCUGCCCAUUCCCAGGAAAUCAUCAGCCUUCGGGAUGGCCUCAUGGACUACCAGGCCAAAGUGGCCGAACUGUCUGAGCACAUCGGGCCUCUGCCCAUGCCUGGAGAGCAGCAGGAGAACUAGACAAAACUGAUACAGGAAGGAUCAAGCUUGGCUUGAGCCCCUUGAGGUUGGGUCUCUUUUCUGCCGCCAAAAGUCACCCCACCCCCUACCCCCAUAUUGAAAAACCAUUCUGGGGAACUUCCAGGAUAAUUCCCAUCAUCUCAACUCAUUAUCACAUGGCUCAUGAAGCCAUCUUGUCAAAAUACAACAUGCACCAGCCAUUCUCGAACUAGAAAAUCUAGGAGUGUCGUGGAUGUUAGUUGUUAUGCCUGGAAGAAGGGGAUUGGACUCUGCAGCCUCCUUCAGGCUUUUUCAACCACACCAGGCUCACAGGACUCUAGCCACUAAGCCCCAGACAUUCAUGUUCACUUAGGCAAUGACUCUGUUAGGUUUUAUCUCCGUCACCAGGAUGAGCUAGCCUCUCCCAAGACUUCCAUUCUCCUUUGUUCCAUGGAAACCAGAUUCCUUCUGCUUUUCCCAUCCUCAUCCCAUCCAUGUCUCUUCUUCAGGCCUCCCUCAGACUUUGUUCUCAGCAGAAUCUCCAAGGUCUCCAUGCCUGGGUAGCUGAGAGUGAAAACUUUUCCUCCUGGGACUCCUCUUUCCCAUUCAUGGCAGCUUUGUAUCUCUAUGAGGAGCCUCCAUUUCUAGGCAUGAGGACGCUAAGUGCUCGGACUGACUGGGAAAACCCAGGGGAGAUUCAACAUAGAGACAGCCAAGUUCUUCCUUAAGGGCCUCCUCCUCCUCUGAGGGGAGGGUGUAGGCAUCUGCUUUCUUCCAAAGGGGAAGGGAAGCAGUCCCUUGAAGAAAAGAAUGAAGGUAGCAUUCAACAGUGGAAGUUCCUAAAGAUACCAGAGCUUGUGAGACUGUUUCCCCCUCAUAUCCAUUUCCAUCCCAUGAAGGAAAGGACCUUCCACUAAGCAUGGCCCCUGGGGAAGCUGGGAUUUUGGCCAGGCCUGUGGUGUCAUGAAGAGAACCUAAGAUUUGGAGUCAGGAUGUGGGGUGAAACCCCAGCUUGACUAUUUACUACCUGUGUGACUUUGGACAAGUCAGGAUCCUUGGGCCUCAGUUUCCUCAUCUGUAAAAUGGGGGAGGGGGUUGGAGAUGAUCUUGAAAAUCCCCUUUCACCUCUAAGACCUAUGAUCCUGUCUUGUUCUUUGUCUCCAUUCAUAAGAUUCCUAUUGAAGCAGGAAUUCUCAAUCUAACAGGUGGAGUCUCAGCAAAACAGAGCCAUUUUUAAGAACAACCAGGGUGAAACUGUGCAGAUCCUAAUGUCCAGCCAGCCAGCCACCCAAAGGCCUGCUUGGUGGGACAUCCAGGCAUGAAGCCAACCCUAAGCUGAUGAGCAGCAGCUUGGAAUCGAUGGUGCUAAUCUGGCCUCUCAAAAGGCCAUUUGGGAAAGGCUCCCUGCCUGGCUCCACCUGCUCAGGGACAGGGGCCACUUAGAACCUCGACUUCCUCUAGGAAGUAAAGUGGGUUCCAGCCCACUCAGGACAGAACUAGGGUGUUGGGAGAACUUGAUCCCAGCACACAGUGGGUCUCACUAGAGUAUGGGUCUUUUCCAGAUCAGGCAGAGGUGGGGGAGAAAUGAAGCCCACCCCUUCCAUGUAGAAGAUCCUGUUAGGUCUCCCUUGUUUUCUUUUGAUAUUGUGUGUUCCAUCUGGAUUUGAAACUGUUUGUUGUGUUUGGGGAGGGCAGGAAAUGGAUUAAAGCUUCUUGCCAGU